CCUUGAGAUUGUUCCGGUCUGGUCUUAUUACUCCGGUCUUUGCGUGUUCGUCCGUCGACUCCGUCGAGACAUUCUCCAGCCACUUUCUCUCUCUCUCUCUGUCUCUCUGCGUUAGUGCGCGGGUGUUCUCCACUCCUGGCUCUCCGUGAUUGUGUCUCUUGCGUAGCGAAGAGCACACAAGUUGUUUGCUAAAAUGCUCUAACGAGUUUUGAUUUACAAAUAAGAGUUCAAUUAUCAAUUGGUGGUAUUUGCCAUUUUACUGCGAGAAGAAUAAAAUAUUACAAAAUUUUCCAGGAAUCUGAUUUUGCUGCGAGGAAGUUGAGGUCAAGACUGAGGGACCUAUACAGUGAACCAGUGAGGUGAGCAGAUCAGGCUCGCGAAUAGAGUGUAGCUCAGAUUACCUUGGUUAUAGGGCGAGUUUUUGUCAGAGUGGUGUAUGUUUUUGGAUAGAUGACACUGGAGGGACAUUUUUGUAUGGGAUUGAUUUCUUAACAUCUGCUCGUGAUUGCAACUUGAAGCUUAGACAUAAGGAAAAUGCCACAUAGAACCCGCCCUAUGACAGCACUCUUGCUGUUUACUGGACUCAAUGUUAUUUUGGCGUCAACUAUUACUCCAGUCUAUGAUUUUGUUUGUUUCCUUCCAUAUUGGGAAAGAAGGAGAGAACGUCGUCAUCAGGAACGUGAAGCUGCCUUGGCAAAGCAAUCAAACCCAAGUUAAACAGGAGCUUUUACUUUCUUCUCAGCAUGGAAUCAUUUAAUAUCCAAGGAGAUUAUUUUGUCUUGGCUUUCCUCAAUUUGGUUGAAGCUUUGAAUGACAAGAGGCCCUUCUAUAACAUGGGUGUGUUCUUGACACACUAAUAAGAGUCGCCUCUUCUUUGGUUGUAGUGCUACCAAGGAAUCUUCUUAAAAAUUUACUGUUGCACUUCAAUUUCCAAGGGUGUUUUUACUAGUUGGAUGGAGGACUUUUGCUAGUUUUUUUGUUCAUUGAUAUGGUCAAACUAAUGUAGUACGCAAAUUAUGUUAGGUUGCUGUUGUUUACUAUAAUUGGAGAGCUAAAAGUUACUAUUAUAUGGGCAAGUUCCCUUUGAUGUU
Malania oleifera is the source of this 1091-nucleotide messenger RNA. RefSeq lists its product as uncharacterized. The record is from RefSeq and is a predicted model, not a curated record. NCBI's taxonomy places the organism in Eukaryota, Viridiplantae, Streptophyta, Magnoliopsida, Santalales, Ximeniaceae. The coding region runs from base 535 to 717 and encodes 60 amino acids. The transcript is spliced from 6 exons.